AUAAGUAUGCGCGGUGUUGCUCGCAGCUUGCUUUCCUGGGCGGGAACAGCAAAAUGGCGCCAGAGAUAGUGGCGGGCUGAGGACUGCACUGGCUCCCUUCGAAGUCCACUCCGCGGCCCCCAGGCCGCCGCCACUCCUCCGGGACAUGGAGGACGUGGAGGCGCGCUUUGCUCAUCUCCUGCAGCCCAUUCGCGACCUCACCAAGAACUGGGAGGUGGACGUGGCGGCCCAGUUGGGCGAAUAUCUGGAGGAGCUGGACCAGAUCUGCAUUUCUUUUGAUGAAGGCAAAACCACAAUGAACUUCAUUGAAGCAGCACUGCUGAUCCAGGGCUCUGCCUGUGUCUACAGUAAGAAGGUGGAAUACCUCUACUCACUGGUCUACCAGGCUCUGGAUUUCAUUUCUGGGAAGAAGAGGGCCAAGCAGCUCUCCUCGGCUCAGGAAGAUGAGGCCAACUGGGCCACUAACUCGAGGCCCCCGCAGGAGGUGGAGGAUGAGUUCCUGUCACUGGAUGAACUCCCUGACACCCGGGCCAGUGUGGAUUUGAGGAGCAGCCAGGUGCCCAGUGAGGUCCUCAUUAUCCCCCUCCUGCCCAUGGCCCUGGUAGCCCCGGAUGAGCUGGAGAAGAGCAGCCACCCGCUGUACAGCUGUCAGGGGGAAGUCCUGGCCAGCCGGAAGGAUUUUAGGAUGAAUACAUGCACCCCGCACCCCAGAGGGGCCUUCAUGUUGGAGCCAGUGGGCAUGUCCCCCGUGGAGACGCUGCUGCCGAAGAACCAGAAGGAGGCUGGGAGGACAGAGGAGCAGCCAAUGGAAGUCUCUCUGUGUGCAGGUCCAGCCCCUAUGCUCAGCAACUGCCCGGAGCAGGAGCCAGAGCAAGCAGCAGACCCCUCUCCAGAAGGCCCUCUGCCCAGGGGUGAGGAUGACGAUGUGGAAGAAGACAUGGCAGAGCCCUUUGAAGCCCCUGUGGGACCUCCAGAGCCCAGCAGCCCGCAGCAGAGUGCUGCCCAGCCCAGGAAGUACAUGCUGCGGGAGAGACAGGAGGUCCUGGACCACGCAUCACGGGUAAAGGAGACUUCAGACCCAUGGCAGAAUCUGGAUCCUUUCGACUCGCUAGACUCUAAGCCCUUCAAGAAAGGCAAGCCUUACUCAGUGCCCCCCAGCGUAGAGGCCACAGGACAGAAACGCAAAAGGAAAGGUGCCACCAAGCUGCAAGACUUUCACCAGUGGUACUUGGCAGCCUAUUCGGACCACGCAGACAGCAGGAGGCCCCGGCAGAAAGGCCCAUCCUUUGCAGAUAUGGAGGUCCUGUACUGGAAGCAUGUGAGGGAGCAACUGGAGACCCUCCGGAAGCUGCAGAGGAGGGAGAUGGCGGAGGAGCAGUGGCCAAGGGCCGAGGAGGGGCUAUGGCCAGAGGAGGAAGACCACCAGGACGACUCCCUGGAGGACCUGGGGGUAGCAGCAGAUGACUUUCUGGAGCCCGAGGGAUGUGCGGAGCCUGAGGGAGCAAGGCUUGAGGAGCCUGUAGACCUGGAAGCAGAGGACAUGCCCAAGUCCCUGAGCUAUGAGGAGCUGGUCCGAAAGAAUGUGGAGCUCUUCAUCACCUCCUCUCAGAAGUUUGUCCAGGAGACAGAGCUCAGCCAGCGCAUCAGGGACUGGGAAGAUACCAUCCAGCCGCUCCUCCAAGAGCAGGAAGAGCACGUACCCUUUGACAUCCACACCUAUGGGGACCAGGUGGUUUCAAAGUUUAGCCAGCUCAACCAGUGGUAUCGCUUUUCGGACCUGGUGGCUGGCCAGCCUGCCUUUGAAGUGUGUCGUGCUAUGUUGGCCACCUUGCAGCUGGCUAACGACCACACAGUGGAGAUCACCCAGCAGCCAGGGUUGGAGGCGGCCGUGGACACCAUGUCCCUGAGACUGCUCACACACCAGCGGGCCCACAAGCGCUUCCAGACCUACGCUGCUCCUUCUAUGGCCCAGCCCUGAGUGACGUCCCCCCUUCCUUCCCCCAGAUGUGGAGAGGGCUCUGCUUCUCCCUCCCUUGUUUCCUGGCUGGCCCAGUCUAAUAAAGAGGUGUUGCCAUUC
Messenger RNA from Erinaceus europaeus (western European hedgehog), 2077 nucleotides. RefSeq names its product non-SMC condensin II complex subunit H2 (gene NCAPH2). The record is from RefSeq and is a predicted model, not a curated record. The transcript is spliced from 20 exons. The coding region runs from base 146 to 1978 and encodes 610 amino acids. Gene Ontology annotation, cellular component: condensin complex; nucleus. Gene Ontology annotation, biological process: mitotic sister chromatid separation; meiotic chromosome condensation. NCBI's taxonomy places the organism in Eukaryota, Metazoa, Chordata, Mammalia, Eulipotyphla, Erinaceidae. Gene Ontology annotation, molecular function: chromatin binding.